Messenger RNA from Mangifera indica (mango), 1463 nucleotides. RefSeq names its product vesicle-associated protein 1-2-like. Lineage: Eukaryota; Viridiplantae; Streptophyta; Magnoliopsida; Sapindales; Anacardiaceae. The record is from RefSeq and is a predicted model, not a curated record. Gene Ontology annotation, biological process: endoplasmic reticulum membrane organization. Gene Ontology annotation, cellular component: plasma membrane; endoplasmic reticulum membrane. The transcript has 9 exons. Bases 285 to 1217 code for a protein of 310 amino acids.
AUGACUUUUGGUUGCAACGGAGCCGAGCCAUUAAACCAAGUCAAAACCAAAACGUAAAUGCAGUAGUGACGCAGAGAGGGAAGAGCGGGUACAACAAACUGCUCAGAGAAAGAGACCCACGUAACCAACAACACCGUUCACAUCUCUUUCUUGUCUCGUUGCUUUCAUUUCACUCCAAAUGAUGUUUCAGAUCACCAACUUUUUUUACAUUCAUAUCCUCUCCCGGUAGCUCCUCUUUCUUUCCACUUCUUUUCAGGUUCAAACCCGUCAAUUCAGGUACAGUCAUGGCUAAAGAACUUUUGGAAAUUCAACCACUUGAACUCAAGUUUACAUUUGAGGUGAAGAAACAAAGUUCAUGCUCAAUUCAACUUGGUAAUAAGUCUGAUCAGUAUGUUGCUUUUAAGGUAAAGACUACCUCUCCAAAGAAAUAUUGUGUGAGACCCAAUGUGGGUAUCAUCAAGCCAAGGGCAACAUUUGAUUUUGCCGUUACUAUGCAAGCUCAGCGUAUAGCUCCACCAGAUUUGCAGUGCAAAGACAAGUUCCUGAUUCAAAGCACAGUAGUUGCCUUUGGGACAACUGAUGAGGACAUUACAUCUGAUAUGUUUGCAAAAGACAAUGGCAAACGCGUUGAUGAAAAGAAGCUUAGAGUGGUUCUCAUUAGCCCACCCCAAUCUCCAAUUUUGCUACCAAGAAAUGGAGAACCAUUUCUGGAAACAUCAUUGCAGAAGGAUGUAGCACCGACUGGAGUCGAGAACAUACAUCCAAGCAAUAAUGUAGCUGAUGAUGUGGAGGGCCCUGAAACUGGUAAGGUUGCCGGUGAGUUAAGACCAACCAAGGAUGUGCAGGGGUUGGAAAUGGGAAAGGAUACCGAUGAAUUGAGAGCAGCUGAGGAUGUGUCUUCAAGGCCUGCAAAGGAGGUAACGGAAUUGAAAAUAAAGAAAGACAUAUUGGAACUGAAUUUGGCCAAGGAUUUUGAGGAGUUGAAGUCAAAGCUAAAUCUAGCAGAUUCACAAUUAAGAGAGGCUGAACAUACCAUCAAGAAGUUGACAGAAGAGAGUGGCUUUGCUACUCGAGAGAAGGAUAGGCUUAAGCAUGUGUUAGAGGUGUUGCAGGGAAGGAAAAAUAGAGCGAGAACAGUUCAGGUCGGUUUCCCCUUGCUCUAUGUUUGCAUGGUUGCUCUUAUCAGUUUGGUUUUGGGAUACCUCAGCCAUCGGUAGAACACAAAGUCUUGUUGUGCAAAAAGCCUUUCGAGUAUGAGCUGGUACACCGUCCUUUGUAUCAGUUUGGAGGAUCUUCUUGUGACAGUUCCGACAACAGAAAUGUAGCUUCAUUGUAUGUGAUAGUGAUGUAUAAACUUUGCUGAGAUUUGCAUGUAAAAAGACAUGAGAAAUCACUGGAUAAUCAAAAUUCAUAUACGUUUGGAUUACAAUCAAUACAAAAAUUGGUAGGAACCUUACAAGUUA